Messenger RNA from Pygocentrus nattereri (red-bellied piranha), 2477 nucleotides. RefSeq names its product PRA1 domain family, member 2 (gene praf2). NCBI's taxonomy places the organism in Eukaryota, Metazoa, Chordata, Actinopteri, Characiformes, Serrasalmidae. The record is from RefSeq and is a predicted model, not a curated record. The transcript is spliced from 3 exons. The coding region runs from base 13 to 549 and encodes 178 amino acids. Gene Ontology annotation, cellular component: membrane.
CGACCAUCGAAAAUGGUGGACGUUCAGCCUCCGCCUUUGCGAAGCCUAGAUGAUUUUCUCCUGAACUCGGCCAGAUUCUCCGCGCCAGAUGUUCGCAAUUUAGAGAGAUGGAACAACCGGAUAAUUAACAACUUGCUGUACUACCAGACGAACUACUUCGUAUCCGCGUUUGCGUUGCUGCUCCUGGUCGGGUAUUUCCAGCCAUUUCAGCUUACUCUCGGGGCAGCCGUGGUGGUUCUGGUGUUUCUGGGCUUUGUGUGGGCUGCGGAGAACAAGGCUGUGAUCAGACGCUUCAGGAGAAACCACCCUUCUCUCUGUCUGGUGGCUAUCCUGGGCUCCAGCUAUCUGCUGCUCUCCGUCCUGGGAGGGGUGGCCGUCUUCCUCUUUGGCAUCACCUUCCCCAUUCUACUCAUCCUGAUCCAUGCCUCUGUGAGGCUGCGAAGCUUAAAGAAUAAACUGGAGAACAAGUUGGAGAGCAUAGGGCUGAAGAGGACACCCAUGGGCAUGCUACUGGAAGCACUAGGUCAAGAGCAAGAGGCAGGGUCAUAGUGAAUGUCCCUGACCUACAUGAAUCUUCAGCAGCCUUCCUCUACGGCCUUUCAUGAUCAACAUUAUUAGCAGUGUGUUUUUAUUAUGGUGCCAAUAUUUCCCCACAUAUUCAGGGAGGGCGUAGGGCGAGGGUGUCCAGUCUUAUCCGCAAAGGGCUGCUGUGGCUGCAAGUUUUCAUUCCAGGCAAGCAGGAGCUCACCUGACUCCACUAGUUUAAUCAAUGGCUGAGCCGUCAAAGAAAUGAUCAUGUGGUCUCCUGUUUUGUUGGAAUGUAAACCUGCAGGCACAGUGGGAUGAGAUUGGACAUCCCUGGCCGAGAGGAAACCGGAAAAAGGUUCAUGUUGGGUGGAACGUGAAUAGGAAGAAGGAGGGGAUACAUUUAAAUGAAGUAUAAUGGACUUACAAUGACUUUUCACUGAAGAUAGGAGGUGUAAAAGUAAAAGCACAUGUUAAAUGGACACCUGCAGUAAAUAUCUGAGAGGAUUUCACUGUAGGUUUUGGUUUAAUGCUUGUGAUUUUGCUGUAUUGAGGCAGUUUUACAUUCAUUGUUCAUGUUAGUGUAUCGCUUCCAAAGAUAUACUUUGUUGUAAUUGUUUUUGGUGUUCAUGAUGCACACAUACAGAUUAUGCCUCUAAGCCCAUAAUGCCUCCAUUGCGCAUUACUCUUUUACAUCAGUACCAACCUUCACCAGUUAAUGGAGAUGAAGUUUUUCUUCUCACAUGUAUUGCACUUAAUCCAACAUUACCACUUAACGCAAAUCAUGUCGUAACGUGAUUUUUCUCCUGGCAUACAGUCAGCAGUGAUGCAUAAAGUACUUCUCUAAUCAAGACACGUCACUGUUCAUGAAAAUGUUAUAGACCUUAAAUGUUGUCUUACUUUAAAUGGCUUUGAUUUGAGUUAAACACUACAAUGUUCCUUUUGAUCCUUUGAGUUGAGAUUCUUUAAUGAAGCAUUUUAUGUUAAAUUGUUUGCGUUUUUUUUUUUUUUUCUUCCAGUGUGUUUGAAAGACACAAUCUUAUUGAAUGUUCAAAAGCCAGACUGAAACUCUUUGCUAUACCUGUAAUCCUGUCUGCAUUCAGGCCUCAAUGCUGAAACAGACUGUAUAAAUACUCAAGUAUUAUCCUUUCAUACAUUAAAGACCGCAUUGUGAACACGUAAUAACUCAAAAACAGUGAAGGACAGUACAGGCGAUUAUAUUUAAAGGGGAAUUUCUCUGCUUUUUCACAGUUUCAUCCAGAGUGGUAUGAUAUGAAAUGGUUUACUGUAGAGAAACUUACAGAAUCAGAUUUUUCUUUCUUUUCAGUGGUGCUGGUCGGAACCAGGUGUGACGAUACCUGUGAUGUAAAUAUAGCCAUUUUAUUUACUCUCCAAAAUAAGCCAUGAGCCUAAAUGUGUCUUCUGUGUUUUUACAUACUCUUGAUUGUGGUAAAGUAGUGCUUAAUCUGGGAAUCUGGGUACUAUUUCUCCUUACAACACUAUGCGUAUGUUUUAAAAAUGGCCCAAACCCUGUUGCGUAGCUAUAGUGUUCUGUGAGGGAGCUUUUAGAGGCAUUAAACUGUUUCGAUGUCUGGCUCCUUUCACCACCACUGUAAAAAUGACAGUACGUUUCACAUUUCUGCUCUGAUUGGCUUACAUUUUCAGGUGUGAAUGACGCAGAAUAUUUUUAAUCUGUAGAUUUUCCCUUUAGGCUGGGAGACUUUAUUUUUGUUUUGAAUCCGAUGAACUUGAUUUUGGUGUAAGGAUAUUUUGUGCCUAUUUGUGCUCUGUUUUUGCCAAGUCUGCCUUUUGUAAGUCUGCCUAAAGAAAAAAAACAUGUUCUCUUUUGUGCAUUUUGUCAUGCAGUAUGUAUUUAAAGUUUACAGUACACGUCACCCUGUUGUGAGUUUCUUGAAUCCUUUGCAAGUGAUUGAAAAUCUACUGACCUUUCA